Beta vulgaris subsp. vulgaris (sugar beet) is the source of this 1078-nucleotide messenger RNA. RefSeq lists its product as uncharacterized. The coding region runs from base 468 to 1043 and encodes 191 amino acids. The transcript has 2 exons. NCBI's taxonomy places the organism in Eukaryota, Viridiplantae, Streptophyta, Magnoliopsida, Caryophyllales, Amaranthaceae. The record is from RefSeq and is a predicted model, not a curated record.
CAUAUGCCGGAGGCUUAUAGGACGGCCUCCCACUCUUCUGGUGAGUCUUAUUAUUCAAAUAUAGUUAGAACACUGCGGGUUGGCGGGCGUCCGAUGAGUCCGUCCAACAAACAAGCCGUUGUUAUUCCGGUCAGAAAUACUGACGCCUCUAAUCUUUAAGAUAAGGGGAAAGGACCGGCCCUUGACGGUUCUCCCGUUCUUUCUGACGAUGAAUCUUCCCCAGCCUUUGGGAGGAUGUCAUCGGCCGACCGCGAGAAGCUCAAGCUGGAGCUUUUCAAGUGCUUUCCUGAACCCUACAUCAAGGGGUUGAGGGGAGCAUCAUCAGGGCAUGUAGGAUACAUGUCUCAACUUGCUGCCGAGCUCUUUGCUCGCAGCAUGCUAACCGAGGACUGGGCGAGAGCGUUUUGAAAAGAAAAUAAGAAGCUCGUCCAGGACGUGCCGCGGCUGCAGACCAUGCUCAGUUCGUCAUGGCCAAGCAAGAGGUGCUGCAUCAGCAAACCAAGAUUGCUUGGGAAAAACGGUCAGCCGAAAUGGAAUCCCAGAACAAAGUUUAUCUCUUUCGGCUGACUGAGAUGCUGGACGAGAGGGCGUCCUUGGAACGUGCUCUAACGGACGAGAGAAACUCAGUCACAACAAUGGCUGCUGAGUUCUACAAGGAGAACCUCGUCCUGAAGGUAAAAAACCAAGCCCUCCGAGCUGAAGUCGCGGUCACGGUUGAAGCGGCCAAGGAGGCUAUGAACACCGUCAUAGAUACCUCAAAGGAGUGGGCCGUGCAGGCUUUUGGAAUGAUGGCCGAAGAAGAAGAUAUUCCCAGAUAUGCUCGCCGGUUGGAGUUCAAAGAAAGCUUGCACAAGGCUAACAUAUCAGGGGAAGAACCACCCGUCUUCCAAGAAUCUUCUGAGGACGAAGAAGAAGAACAAGACGUGGAGGCCCAGGACGAAGAAGACAUGCCCCUCCUGCCGCUUAAUUUCCUCUUGCUUUAUCUUGGCCGCGAGCCACUUGUACUUGUACUUUUUUUGUACCUUUUUGUACUUUUUCCUUAAACUAGCUUGUAGUUUAGUUUUUUAGAGUAGCUUGU